AUGAAAAUAUUAGGAAUCUUGAGGUUUUUAAUAUUUUACACAUUUUUUACAUUCCUCGAAAAAAUCAACAUUUUCAUUGAUUCCAAGAUAAUUUUCAACAAUAAUAAUAGUAGAAUAAACCUUUACAAUUUUAUAAAUAGUUCAAAUAAUAAAUUAAAAAAAUCAGUGUAUUUAACAGAAGAUGAUUGGUCUGACUAUAAGUUGGUAGACCUAUGUGUAAUAAAAGUAAGCGGUGGUGACGGCGGAGAUGGCUGUAUGUCCUUUAGGAGGGAAAAGCAUGUGCCACUGGGAGGCGCAAAUGGUGGAAACGGAGGUCCAGGAGGAGACGUUUAUAUCCAAUGUGAUGAAUCAGUAAGUGAUCUAAGAUGGUUUGACACAAACAAACUGUACAAAGCAGAGGAUGGUGUUAAUGGUAAAGGUUCAAAUAAAAAUGGAGUUAGUCCCAAUUUCAUAUACAUACCUAAUGGAAAGGGUAAGGAUAUGUAUUUAUAUGUACCAAAAGGUACAGUAAUAACAUCAGAAGAAAAUGUACAAGCAACUCUUCAAAAUGAUGGAGAUAAAGUAAGAAUAGCACGUGGCGGUCGAGGUGGUAAGGGCAAUAGACAUUUCAUUACUAAAUUUAAUGUUGAUCCAAGAAUAUGUGAACGAGGUGAAGAAGGUAUUAAAAGAAUUGUCAAGUUAAUAUAUAAAAGGUAUUCUGAUAUUGCGUUAAUAGGGAAACCUAAUUCAGGGAAAAGUUCUAUAAUAAAAAGAUUAACAAAUGCAAAACCUAGAAUAGCAAAUUUCCCAUUCAGUACCAAAUUUCCCAUACAUGGAGUAUUAAUCAAUAAUCAAGAAAUUACUGAUGAUGUUGACAGUAGUAAUAAUACUAGUAAUUCUGAUGUUAUUGAGACUGAACAUGAAGAUGGAGACUUAGGAUAUGAGUAUGAAGAGGAAUUUGAUAGUUGUGGUUAUGAUUCAGAUGAAGAUAUUGAUGAACAAGAUGAAGAUAUUGAUGAAAUGGAUCAAAUGGAUGAUAGUGUAGAAGUUGGAAAUAGUGAAAUGAGGAAAAGAAUAAGUUUAGUUGAUGUCCCAGGAUUAAUUGACGGAUCAAGUCAAGGAAAAGGACUUGGUCAUGAUUUCCUCAGACAAAUCGAAAAUUCUAACAUUUUAUCAUACAUUAUCGAUUCCUCUAAUCAGGAUCCACUGGAGGAUUAUAAAUCAGUCAGAAGAGAACUUGAAAUAUAUAACCCUGAAAUACUGAACAAAAUGGAGAUAAUCCUGCUUAAUAAAAUCGAUUUAAUCGAUAAUCAAACCAUUUUCAAUCUCAUAAACUCCUUCCUAAAACAUGUCAAUCAUGAUCAAAUUUAUUUCAUAUCAGCGAAAACUGGAGAAAAUAUGGAUUUCAUCUCAUCAUUAUUUCAAAAACUAUUCUCUCAAAAUGCUCUUGACACGGUUGGUUACACCGGUGACGUGAGUGCUAGUGAUGUUGGUAGAUUUGAGGAUUUGGAUGAUUUCAGAAAAUUGAACCCGAGGAAGUUCCGGAUAGAGCUCGAAGAUGAUGGUACAUUUAGAGUGGUAUCGCCGUAUUUGGAGAGAAAAGUAAAGAUGAUGAGAUUUGACUUGCCAGAAACUAUGGACAAACUCAAAAGUAUAUUAAAGGCAAAUAAGGUGAAUAAAAAGCUAAUAAAGCUCGGAUUAAGGGAAGGAGCAACACUCAAUAUCGGAAACUUAUCAUUCAGUGUACAAUCCGAUAAUUUUUUUCAAUAA
Theileria annulata is the source of this 1749-nucleotide messenger RNA. Its product is annotated as GTP-binding protein, putative. Gene Ontology annotation, molecular function: GTPase activity; GTP binding. The record is from RefSeq and is a predicted model, not a curated record. The transcript is spliced from 9 exons. NCBI's taxonomy places the organism in Eukaryota, Apicomplexa, Aconoidasida, Piroplasmida, Theileriidae. Bases 1 to 1749 code for a protein of 582 amino acids.